AUGUAAUAAACAAAUCUGAAAAUUUGUGAUAAAAUUUCCUAACUGGUAAACAGGCCAAAAAGAAGCGAAUAGAUUAACAAAAUCUGCAGACCUGUGAAAGUCUUGAGCAACCACUUCCCAGUAUGAUUAAAUUUUAAUAUUUAGUUUGAAUUCAAAGACAAAUCAGCUGGUUUAAACAUUUAUGCUGUCAGCUUCUCAGAAGAUGUUCCUUAAGAUAGCAGAGAAGUCAUAAGUCAACUUAUUAAUCUCUCAAAAGAGUAAUUCAAAAAGGCAGGCCUUGAAAGAUUCUCUGUAUAAAUUUUAUAAUAUCCCUUUUAGAUUAGAGGUUUGAAUAUUUGGAGCCCUCAAUAUGUCUAAGAAAGAAUCAUCAGUGAAGUAACUCUAGAAGGAAAAAAACAUUGUGUUUAUUUGAAUUUCACAAAGGCAAUCGAUUUCUAAUAUCUUGAAGGGUAAUAAUUAAUUAAAUUUUUAGGGAGAACCAAGAUCCUUCCUUAAUGUAACCACUACAAUAAGCUGUGAAUGUGUAGGUUAAAAAGGCUCUCAAAGACAUGGGAUUAAGGGAACUUAAUAGGUUAUCCUAAUUCUUCGAUCCAAAGUCAAUCGAUGCUAAUCCAGUUCAGGGCUUCCCACUCAAAGUAUGGCUAGGAUAUAAGACAUCUCUGAAAUUAACAUCAACCAAACCUCAAUUGCUAAUUGAUUAUGCUUCAAGAGUCUUGAGUACCUAAUCAGCAUUGAAUUUCAUCAGAUCUUUUAAUUAGAAUAUUGGAUAAAUAAAGGAUGAAUUAGAAGGGAAGUCAGUGCUUGCUACCUAUGGUAAUUACAGACUAUACAAAAUUUCUACCGUUGAUUUUAAGAAAACACCAAAGUCAACUUUCCAAUUGGAUGAUGGAAAAUAAAUCACUUAUGCUGAAUAUUAUUAGGAAAGAUAUAAGAUCAAGAUUCAGGACAUGAAUUAACCUCUUUUAGAGAGUUUAGAUAAAAGAAAUCCAGAUAAAAAAUUUUACUUGAUUCCAGAGUUAGUUUAUAUGACUGGUUUAACUGAUGAUUAAAGAUCAGAUUUUGGAUUAAUGAAGGAAUUGGCCUAUUAUACAAAAAAAGAACCUGGAGAAAGAUUAUAAAUAAUUUAAUCCUUAUUGUCUAAAUUGCAAAAACAAUUGAAUGCCCAUUAAAUGACUUUAAAAUCUGACUCUUCCACUCAUGCUUAUAUUGUUCAAUAACCAUAACUAGCAUUUGGUAAUGGAAGAAAAUUAGAUGCAGAUUCAACAGGAUUUUUCAUUUUAAAAGAUCCAGUUUAUCAAAGUGCAUAUAUUAAAGAUUGGAUUUUAAUUUAUUAAUCCAGGGGAAGAUAAGAUGAUGAUCUUGCAGAUGAUUUAGUAGCAGAUCUUAAUUAACAAGGAGGUAGAUUGGGAAUCAAAUUUGAUAAACCCUUCUUUAUAAAUAUGAAAGGCAAUAAACCUUAGGAAUGGAUUAAAGAAUUGUAGGCUGAAUUUAAACGAGGUAUCCCAUCACUUGUGGUCUCACUUACAGAUAAAAAUAGAGAUACAUCCCUUUACAUAGGCUUAAAAGACUUCUUACUCUCAUAAGGUGGUGCUGGAGUUAUCCACUAAAAUGUUACAACUAAGUCUUGUAAAAACAAAAAUAGAUAAAGUAUUGCAUCAAAAAUUGCAUAAUAAAUAAGUGUAAAAUUAGGAAAUCCACUCUGGGUUAUUCCUAAAGUAAAAGGAAUCUCAGAAAAAAUCAUGAUUAUUGGAAUGGAUAUUUACCAUAAAUUAGUUUCUGGAAAAUAAUCUUGCAUGGGAUUUGUUGCUCAUUUUGAUUUGGAAUGCAAAACAAGUUUUUCAAAAUCAAUUAUUAUGAAAGCAGGAUAAGAAUUCAAUUAAGCAGUAGGAUAAUCAUUUAAAGAGGCUUUAUAGGCAUAUUUUUUACAUUAUGGUAAAAAAUAAUUACCUGACACCAUUUUGGUUUACAGAGAUGGAGUUGGAGAUUCAUAAAUUCAUACUUUAAUGUAGACAGAAUUAGAAUAAAUUAAAAGGAUCCUUUCCACCUACACAGCUGGUUACAACCCUCAAUUUGCCUAUAUUACCAUAAAUAAAAAGAUUUCAGAUAGAUUCUUUAUGAGUGUAGAUGAUGCUCCUCCUUAAGCAAGAAGAAAUAAUAAAAGUCCUUACAUUAAUCCAGUCUCUGGUUUAGUUGUUGCCGAUAGAGUAACAUCCAAACACUUUGACUUUUUCUUAGCUGCUUAAUAUGUGACUUAAGGAACUUGCACUCCAACACAUUAUACAGUCCUAGAUAAUAAUACUUAAUUCACAGAAGAGAUGUUUUGGUAAAUUACAUACUAUUAAUGUUUCAAUUAUUGGAAUUGGACAGGAGCAGUGAAGGUCCCUGCAUGUGUUCAAUAUGCCCAUAAAUUAGCUUUCUUAGUUGGAGAUACCUUCUAAAAAGCUGUUCAUUAAAACCUUUAAAAACAAUUAUUCUAUUUAUGA
This is a messenger RNA of Paramecium octaurelia, 2483 nucleotides long. NCBI's taxonomy places the organism in Eukaryota, Ciliophora, Oligohymenophorea, Peniculida, Parameciidae. The record is from the annotation of a GenBank genome assembly.